Cajanus cajan (pigeon pea) is the source of this 704-nucleotide messenger RNA. The record is from RefSeq and is a predicted model, not a curated record. NCBI's taxonomy places the organism in Eukaryota, Viridiplantae, Streptophyta, Magnoliopsida, Fabales, Fabaceae.
AGUGUGGUAACAUAGGAGUGAAACAUUAACGUGGCCAUAAAUACCAAGCAAAGUGAGAUUCCAUUGCAUUCAUCACACAACAGUAAACAUUCAAGCAAAACCUCAUCUUUUCCCUAAUGGCCCUCUGGUUUAUGGUUCUUCUUGCACUCUUUGCCAUUGGUGAAUCUCAGUCCACAACUUCAUUCAACCAAACCGACCUGCAGGCAGCCAUGACUGACAUGAGAAGCCGGUCAUACUUUGGAUUUGUCAUCCUCCUCAAAAUACUCAACAGCCAACCCAACUCACUGCAAAACAACGAUUUGACAUUCCUAAUGCCAAAUGAUGAAGAGCUAUCUCAUUUCUCAAUAGCUCUAGACCAGCUCCAUGAUUUCAUACUCAGCCAUUCUAUUCCAACACCAUUGUUGCUAAGUCAUCUAUUACAUUUUCCAAAUGGCUCUGUGGUUCCCUCUAGCGUUCCAAGUAGGGUGAUCAGCAUCACCAACAGCGGCAGAACAGGCUUGUUUGUCAACAAUGCAAGGAUUGUCACACCAAAUGUGUGCCAAAGCUCUUCAAUAAGAUGCCAUGGAAUCAGUGCUGCCUUGACAUUUGACAACAUGGUGCGUUUUCACAGAGCUCCAGAACCUAAGAAUCAUCCCCCAAUGAACAGUAAUGUGCCAAACGCAUCCACAUCUGUCAAAAAGAUGAGUAUGCAACCUUUACAGUAA